UUCAGGUAGAGACGAACUGACAGAAAUAUAAUUUUCAGUAUUGUAAUAAUAUUGGAAAAUAUAAAUGUUUAAGAAUUAGUGACUAGUGAAGAUAAAUAGUGACAUGAUCAUUAUUAACAAUUAAAAGACACUUUUAUGUUAUAUCUUGAAACAACUGAACACUUUAAAUCAGAUCACAAAAUGGAGGUGCCUGGAAAGGUAACUUCAACAUCAAAGACGAACUUUAACCUGUACUGUAUUCCGUGUGAUACAGAUGGAUUAAAGAAGCCGGCUCAUGGAUUUUGUCAGGACUGCCAGAAACAUCUUUGCAAAAGUUGUUUUAAACAUCACAGAAGGUCAAGACCAUCUAGAAACCACGUGCUGCUUGAAAAAGAUGCCAUGCCGACAAACAAACGACCGUUGAUGACGUAAAUACAGACGUCAUUACUGACAAGUGUACCAACCAUAGGGAAAAACCACUGGAGUUCUAUUGUAACCAUCACAAAACUGUAGCAUGUUAUGUCUGUGUAACGCUUGAACACAAACAAUGUAAAGUAGAUUAUAUUCCUGAAGUGUCAGGAAAUGUAUCUGACGACUUGAUGGAUUUGAAUAAAAAGAUGGAAGUUUUAAUCAAGAAAAGUGAAUAUAACAUUAUGAAAGCUGCAGCUGCUACAACACAACUAGAACAAAGUCAUGGAAAAGUCAUUGAAGACAUACAACUGUUUAGGAAGGAAAUUAACGACCGUUUAGAUCAGAUGGAAUCGAUCAUUAUUAAAGAAGCUGAAACUGUAAUUAACACAGCAAACCAUAAACUUGAAAAUAUCAAGGAUGCUUACGAAAAAAUAGCCGAAGAAGUGAAACGUUCACAAUCAUUUCUAAAUGACCUGAGUAAAACAAACAAGCAAAAUAAGCUUUUUAUUGAAAUGAAGAACAUCAUACCUCGGAUCAUGACACUGGAAAAUGAAGAAAUACAGAUUAUCAACGAUAAUACGACAUAUGACGACAUUCAGUUUGACCGGAACGAAAAUCUACUUAAUCAAUUGAAAAGUGGGAACAAUUUUGGAAAAAUUUUAACAUACGGAAAACCAUCAUCAGAUACUGGAUUAUGUGUUACAUAUGAAAGAUCCAUCGACGUGAAAUUUCCCACUGACGUACAACGAAGUGAUGUGACUGGGACUGUUAUGAUUUCUGUCACACAAAUGAUCGUCGCUGAUUAUGGCAAUAUGAAAAUUAAAAUGAUUAAUAUUGACACAGGAACGCUGGUGUCAGAGAAAACCCUGUCUACAGCUCCAAAUGAUGUGAUAAAACUUCCGCAAAAUAAACUUGCUGUUGCAUUACUUGAUGAAAAUUGUAUCCAGAUAUUGUCUUAUACCGAUACAAGUUUGUCUUUAGAUCGUUGUAUAGAUGUCGGAGAGAGCUGUUAUUGUGUAGGCUAUUGUCAGGACAAGCUAGUAGUAGGCUGUAAUUAUGAUCCAGGAAAGCUAGUUGUUCUAGAUUUAGACGGAAAAAUCAAACAAGUGUUUGAUACUCCUCGAUUAUUUGAUGGACCUGAGAAGAUCUUAAUCAGCAGUGAUGAAAAGUUCUUGUAUGUGUCUGAUUACAAUAGUGAUGACGAUAGCAAGUGUAUAAAGAUAGACUGGCAAGGUAAUGUUGUCCAAAGAUUCCAAGAUCAAGGAUGUAAACGGCCUAAAGGAAUACAGGAGAUGGAAGAUGGUACGUUGUUAGUUUGCUUCUAUAAAAGCCACAAAAUUGUCAGAUUGUCGAGCAGCUUAAAGACAUGUGAGAUCAAAGGAUUAGAGGAAAUAAAGAUUUAUUAUCCACAGGACUUUUAA
This is a messenger RNA of Ruditapes philippinarum (Manila clam), 1811 nucleotides long. RefSeq lists its product as uncharacterized. Bases 579 to 1811 code for a protein of 410 amino acids. The record is from RefSeq and is a predicted model, not a curated record. NCBI's taxonomy places the organism in Eukaryota, Metazoa, Mollusca, Bivalvia, Venerida, Veneridae. The transcript has 2 exons. Gene Ontology annotation, molecular function: protein binding.